CACAGUAAAUCAAACCACAAAAAAACAAACCAUAAACGUCCUAAUGCAGACCACAAAUAUAUUAAAACAAACCAGACACCCCUCAAUGCAAACCACAAAUUUUUUGAAAACAAACCAGAAACUUCUCAAUGCAAACAACAAACACGAUAAAGCAAACCAGGAACUUCUUAAUGCAAACCACAAACACGAUAAAGCAAACCACAAAAGGCAUACAAAAAUAUGAGAAACCAAACCAUAAAUCUCACAAUGCAGACGAUAACAUUCGGUGGUCGUUGACCGUUGACCAGUCAACGAAGACCGUUGACCGGUCAACGAAGUUCGUUGACCAAACUCCGAUGACCGUCAGUGACCGGAUUCCGGCGCCGAUAAGCAUAUUCCGGCCCCGAUGACUAGAUUCCGACGCCGGUAAGCAUAUUCCGACCACGGUGAGCAUAUUCCGGCGACGGUGAGUAUAUUCCGAUGACAAAAAAGCAUAUUCCGGUGACAAAAAAAGCAUAUUCCGGCGACCGACGACCAGAUUCCGGCUAUCGGUGGCCGAAUUCCGGCAACCAAAAAUUUGGGCAGAAAAUAAAAAAAUAUUUUUUUUAUUAUUAUUUAAAUAUAUUUUUCAUAAUGAAAAUUUCACCUCUGCUUUGAUUUUACGUCAACUCAUCUAAUAAGAAGUUAUCACAAUCCUAGCUUCCUAUUGGUUGGGGGCUAGUGUUGUUACAAUAACAACACAAGGGGUGUUAUCACACUAUCUAGUCCCCGCAAACACAAGCCAGCUGUUGCUUCUUCUUUUGGCGCAAUUCGACAGUGACUACUCUUUGAUUUUCUCAGGAACCAAACAGAAAUCAAUCACACGGUGUGAUCUCCUUGAAUCCCUUUAUAGGCUCUCUCAAUGCUGGUUCGCGACACUCCGCCGCGAGAGUGUGAAAACCACACCAGAGCUCUCAAAUUUUGCAUGCGGUACUGAAUUUGGUUACAAUCUGAAGGGAGGGCAUAGUUUCUCGGAAUCAAUGGGAAGACGCUAAGUACGCGAGGGAAUUGGACGUAGCGGUUCCCGCUGUUCAUAUGGCUUGCGCCUCUCUGCCAGAGAGUUCAAGCAGGGUUGGUUUCUCACGGCACCGGGCAGGUCAAGUCUAAGGAUGAUGAAUCUCCUGUUACUGUUGCAGGUACUUUGCUGCAAUGGGUUCCAUAUCUUUGGCGGGGUUUGUCUUUCUGAAUUGAGUAGUUGUCAAGGCGAGGCCGUUGGUUUCCCCAUUUUCUGGGCUACGGGGAGGAUUCCCAUUUUCGGGGGUAGUUCCCUUUCUGGUGGUUUUUAGGUUUCGUAGUGUUGGUUGCCAAUAAAGUUCGUAAUUGGGUAUCAAAUGUGGAAUAUGAGUUGGUGAAAUGAUGGGUAAAGAUCAAUUGCACUGUAGUUAAUGGUUUCUUAAUGUCUAGGCUCUAUAGUGGAUUUUUCAAGAAAUUGCUGUUCUAAUCAUGAAAUGAAGGAAAUUUUGCUGAAUGGCCAUUCUUUCUAAUCUAUUACUAUCCUUUGGAAGACUCUGUAGCAGCGCUAAGAAAUUGUUCAUUUCAGAAUUACUGAGUUUUCCCCCCUUAUUACAUAACUAUCACCAUCUUUGAUCGAUAUUUCCAGCUCAUUAUGAAUUUACAAUGGUAUUGCGCCUAAGUUAUCCACUGAUUUCCGUCCUGUCGAAGCAUUUAACAGAUUGGAGUGUUCAAGCAGUAGUUAGUUGGUUACUGGCAGAAUCAUUCCAGGAUCAAAAUGUCUCCAUAGUUGCUGAAGAAGAUAUUCAAGCACUGUCAAAGGCUGAAUUAUCUGACUUGCUGGCACCCAUCACGAAGACUGUUAAUGAGAGCUUAGCCAAAGCACCAAAAUAUGGUCUCCGAAGUCCCAAGAAGCCCCUGGGAGCAUCCGAAGUUCUCGAGGCUAUCAGCAGAUGCAACUCAGCAGGUGGCCGUACUGGCAGACACUGGGUCCUUGACCCUGUGGAUGGAACGUUAGGGUUUGUUCGAGGGGAUCAGUAUGCUGUAGCUCUAGCUCUGAUUGAGGAUGGAAAAGUCAUGAUGGGAGUUCUAGGAUGUCCUAACUACCCUAUGAAGAAUGGUUGGCUAAACCAUCAUCGUCAUCGUUACAAUGAAAGCAUGUCUUCCACUGUUACUGACACACGGGAUAAAGGAUGUGUGAUUUAUGCACAGAAGGGCAGUGGUAAGGCAUGGAUGCAGCCGUUGGUCCACAAGAACAAGACGUUUGAAUGGCCAAACUCCGCGAAGCAGAUCAAGGUCUCAUCAAUUGAUGACCCCGGCCUAGCUACUUUUUGUGAACCAGUGGAGAAGGCUAAUUCAAACCACUCGUUCACUGCUGGAGUUACUCAUAGUAUGGGUUUCAAUUGACUGAGGGAAAUCAGGUAUUAAAUAUGCAAGAGCAGGUGAGGUUGGAGCAAUGUUCUAUGCAGCUGGAGUUUAUUCAGGAAUGGAGUCUCCAUCCAAAAUGGAAGGUUAAAUCUCUAACUGAGGGCUCCAUUUAGCUGUCUGUUUUACAUAAUAAUUUGUUCAUGGAAGGUUGAUCACGGUUUUCCUAUGAUUAGGACAUGAUUUUGCUAUUAUUAUUUGCAGGGUUGAUGCUAUUCUGAAAACUCUCAUGGGAGAAUCAGACAUAAUACCUUACAAAAUUCCAGUUCUAAUGCCUCUAAACCAUCAAAUUACUUUCUAAUUCUUGCUCAAUUGCUAAUUAGAAGGUAUAGUUUUUCAUUUGUGUCAAUCAUUGUGAGUCACCACAUUAAUCUAAACGCAAAAAAUGAAUUAAGCUCUAGUUAUUCUAAACUUGUAUGGUCAAUUUGUUAAAAUUCAAAAUUGGGUGGUUAAUUUGGUAAUCAACCCAAAGCUCAGUUAUCGGUUAUGUGUGAUUGGACCAGGAAGGAAAUCUGGGUCGAUCAGAUUGUCCAACCCCACGACAAACCGAGGGUCCUACUCUCUCCUACCAGUUUCAUGUAGGUCGUUGGGCAUACUGAACUCACCAUGCGUCACCGAGUCUAGAGCUCGAGCUUCUCUGGUACGAUAAGGAAGAAAAACAAUGGAGCUUACCGGUUCUUGUUACAGAAAGGGCACCGGACAUGUUCCACCUUGUCAUGGUUGCUUGAAGUAGUUCACAGGGGCGGCAAUGGAGGAAACACUUGACGGUAUGUAUAUACUCGUCUGAUGCUAUCAGCUUUUAGCUAUGUCGUAAUUGCUGGAUAAGGUAAACAAUCAAAUUUUCCAUUUCACUCGAGCGUUCUUUACUUGUAAUGAUGAUUUAGCGAGAACCGGUGAUGUCAUUGCUAUGCAUUGAUAGUUCAAGCGUAUGAUUCUGUAAAUAGCGUUUUACUGGUCUACUCUAGGUCGAAUUGGGAAAUUCCAUUCAUCAGAGUUAGGACUUUACUAACUUAGACAUUUAGAUUGAUAGUGGUAUCAUAGAUGCAGCUACUCUGCAGAGAAGGGAUGCCACAAUGUAGACACCAGUUGCAGAUAAUUUUCUCUUCUAAUAGUCGCCCCUAGAGGUUCACUCAUGCCUAGAAUUUCGAGGUUGGCCUCACCAGGGAGUAACCAGGUGAAAUGGGAGAGUAGAUUCUCAAGAGGAAGCUCGACAUUUGGUAUUCCAAAUGUUAUUCCAGGACACAUCCUUCUUCCCGGCCGCAAAUUGGAUUUUGUUCGAAGUUGUAAAAUGCCUAUCUAGAGUUCCAUUGAGCUUUUUGGUUAACUGAUUUCGUGUAAAUUAGAUUAUUGCUAACCAGAACUUUGAAUUUUGGUUUCCAAUUGUGAGCCUCGAAUAGGUGCAUAAUCCUAUCUCGAGUUCCAUUGGGUGCUCUGCUGACUCCUCUCAAGCAGUUAGCCUCACCCAUCCUUAUUAGCAGCUGCAUUCCUAGAUCUGUGGCGAUGAUGGAUUUGCG
Linum trigynum is the source of this 3908-nucleotide messenger RNA. NCBI's taxonomy places the organism in Eukaryota, Viridiplantae, Streptophyta, Magnoliopsida, Malpighiales, Linaceae. The record is from the annotation of a GenBank genome assembly.